Molecule: messenger RNA, 966 nt
Organism: Trichomonas vaginalis G3
Lineage: Eukaryota; Parabasalia; Trichomonadida; Trichomonadidae
Product: protein serine/threonine kinase protein
Exons: 1
Coding region: 1-966 (321 amino acids)
Biological process (GO): mitotic DNA damage checkpoint signaling; protein phosphorylation
Cellular component (GO): cytoplasm; nucleus
Molecular function (GO): ATP binding; protein serine/threonine kinase activity
Source: RefSeq, a predicted model, not a curated record
AUGAUCCCCGGAUGUGCUGGAAGAUAUAGAUUCGUCAAGUUUGUUGGCCAGGGUGCAUUCUCUAAGAUUGCCGUAGCUGAAGAUUUGAAGUUACACAAAGAAGUUGCAGUCAAAAUCUUAGAUAGAAGACAAAUAUGGGAAAAUGGCUUAUUGGAAUACACAGAAAGAGAGUUAAGACUCAUCCAAAGAAUGAACCAUCCAAGUUUGCCAGCUGUUCAAGACAUUAUUUAUGACGAAUCAUCCAUCAUGAUUGUCAUGGAGUAUCUCCCCAAUGGAACAAUCAUAGAUUCCUUGAAUAACAAAAUAUUCAUGACACUAAAUGAAAGGAUUGAGAUUUGCUAUAAGAUUCUUGAAGGCAUUGCAUAUAUGCAUGAAAGAGGCAUUGCACAUAGAGAUAUCAAACCAGAGAACAUAGUGUUUGAUCUUGAUAACAAUCCCAAGAUUGUUGACUUUGGUUUCUCUUGUGAUCAUUGCGACAACAAACGCACAUUCUGCGGGACACCAGUUUAUAUGGCUCCCGAGAUUAUCCUCAGGAAGAACUACCACGCAAUGAAGGCUGACAUUUGGUCAUUUGGCGUUACUGCCCAUAUUAUUUUAACAAUGGCAUUUCCUUUUAAAUUUAUAAAUGAAGCAAAGUAUUUCAAAGAUAUUAAAAAUUGCUCAUUAGAGAAGUAUAACUUAUGCCCUGGAUUACUUGGAAAGUAUAUUGACAUGUGCCUAGAGUAUGAUCCAAGUAAAAGACCAACUGCAAGUGAAUUAUUAGCUUUGUUCUCAAGAUUCCUUGAUGACAAGUCUCCAAAGGUUAGUAACACUUGCAAGAAUGUAACCAAUAAGAUUAAAGUUCCUCAGCUCAAUGUCCAAAGUAAAAGUAACAAUAAUCACUUCAAAACAGGAAGAGAUAUCUACACAGGACUUGCCAUUAAAGCUAAGGCAAAUUAUAGGUUGAGAAGAGUAAGUUCAGUCUAA